Molecule: messenger RNA, 740 nt
Organism: Capsella rubella
Lineage: Eukaryota; Viridiplantae; Streptophyta; Magnoliopsida; Brassicales; Brassicaceae
Product: histone H2B.11
Exons: 1
Coding region: 72-524 (150 amino acids)
Biological process (GO): nucleosome assembly
Cellular component (GO): nucleosome
Molecular function (GO): structural constituent of chromatin; protein heterodimerization activity; DNA binding
Source: RefSeq, a predicted model, not a curated record
AAGCAAUACCAAGCAAUAGACCUACCUCUCAAUCUAAGAUUUGUGCUUCGUUAAUCCUAAAACUCGAAUCAAUGGCGCCGAAGGCAGAGAAGAAGCCCGCGGAGAAGAAACCAGCCUCUGAGAAGCCCGUGGAGGAGAAAUCAAAGGCCGAGAAAGCUCCGGCGGAGAAGAAGCCUAAGGCCGGAAAGAAGCUACCGAAGGAAGCUGGUGCCGGAGGCGACAAGAAAAAAAAGAUGAAGAAGAAGAGUAUCGAGACUUACAAGAUCUACAUCUUCAAGGUGCUGAAGCAAGUUCAUCCCGAUAUCGGAAUCUCAAGCAAAGCGAUGGGGAUCAUGAACAGUUUCAUUAACGAUAUCUUCGAGAAGCUAGCUCAAGAGGCGUCGAAGCUUGCGAGGUACAACAAGAAGCCUACCAUCACUUCCCGGGAGAUUCAGACUGCAGUGAGAUUGGUGCUUCCUGGAGAGUUGGCGAAGCAUGCUGUUUCCGAGGGGACUAAGGCCGUUACCAAAUUCACCAGCUCUUGAGUAAUUGAGCUAGGGUUUUUCAAUCACUUUUAUCAUCUGGAUGUUACUGGUUUAGGGUUUAAUGGAACUUGGGAGAUCGGAAUUGAUUAGAAUUAGAGUGUCGUUUUUGAAGAAACUGUUUCGUUUGCAAUUUCACAUUUUGUAAGUACUUAUCUGCUAUUGAUAUGUUUGGAAUCUAUAUUUGCUUUGUGUCCCAAUCCAAUCAUGUUGAGAGUU